Messenger RNA from Oryza brachyantha (malo sina), 2844 nucleotides. RefSeq names its product probable mixed-linked glucan synthase 8. The coding region runs from base 12 to 2630 and encodes 872 amino acids. Gene Ontology annotation, molecular function: mannan synthase activity; cellulose synthase (UDP-forming) activity. Gene Ontology annotation, cellular component: plasma membrane; trans-Golgi network. The record is from RefSeq and is a predicted model, not a curated record. Lineage: Eukaryota; Viridiplantae; Streptophyta; Magnoliopsida; Poales; Poaceae. The transcript is spliced from 3 exons. Gene Ontology annotation, biological process: cellulose biosynthetic process; plant-type primary cell wall biogenesis.
GCUGGGAAGCCAUGGAUGCCAACGGCGGCGGCAGUAAUGGCGGCGUGGCUGGCCCGACGGCGGCGGUGAACGGCGGCGGGAACGGCGGGAGGAGGAGGAGGGCGAGGGUCAGCCCGAUGGACAGGCACUGGGUGCCCGCCGACGAGGGGGAGAUGGCGGCGGCGGCGGCGGACGGCGGCGAGGACGGGCGGCGGCCGCUGCUGUACCGGACGUUCAGGGUCAGCGGCGUCCUCCUCCACCCCUACAGGUUAUUGACAUUGGUCAGAUUGGUUGCUAUCGUCCUAUUUUUCAUAUGGCGUAUCAGGCACCCGUAUGCUGAUGGCAUGUUUUUCUGGUGGAUAUCUAUAAUCGGAGAUUUUUGGUUUGGUGUUACUUGGCUGCUAAACCAAGUCGCGAAGCUCAAUCCUAUCAAGCGUGUCCCUGACCUUGCCCUCUUACAACAACAGUUUGAUCUCCCUGAUGGAAACUCCAAGCUCCCUGGCCUCGAUGUAUUCAUCAACACCGUUGAUCCCAUAAAUGAACCUAUGAUAUACACUAUGAACUCCAUUUUAUCCAUUCUUGCAGCAGACUACCCAGUUGACAAGCAUGCUUGCUAUCUCUCAGAUGAUGGUGGAUCAAUAAUCCAUUACGAGGGUUUACUUGAGACUGUAAAGUUUGCUGCAUUGUGGGUUCCCUUUUGCCGAAAACAUUCCAUUGAACCUAGGGCCCCUGAGAGCUAUUUUGCAGUGAAGUCACGUCCAUACACAGGAAGUGCACCAGACGAGUUUCUCAGUGAUCACAGAUGCAUGAGUAGGGAGUAUGAUGAGUAUAAGGUACGCUUAGACUCACUAUUUACCAUCAUUCCCAAAAGAUCGGAUGCAAACAACCAUGCACAAGCCAAAGAAGGUGUGAAGGCAACCUGGAUGGCAGAUGGAACUGAGUGGCCUGGUACAUGGAUUGAUCCGUCUGAGAACCAUAAGAGAGGGCAACAUGCUGGAAUUGUUCAGGUUAUGUUGAACCAUCCAAGCGAUCAACCUCAACUUGGUCUGCCAGCAGGCACUGAUAGCCCUAUGGACUUCAGUAUUGUUGAUGUGCGCCUUCCAAUGCUUGUGUACAUAGCCCGUGAGAAGCGCAUAGGCUAUGACCACCAAAAGAAGGCAGGUGCCAUGAAUGUGCAGCUGCGAGUAUCUGCCCUCCUCACUAAUGCGCCCUUCAUCAUCAACUUUGAUGGUGACCACUAUGUCAACAACUCAAAGGCCUUCCGUGCUGGCAUAUGUUUCAUGCUUGAUCGACGUGAAGGUGACAACACCGCCUUUGUUCAGUUCCCCCAACGUUUUGAUGACGUUGACCCAACUGACAGGUACUGCAACCACAACCGAGUCUUCUUUGAUGCUACUUUGCUCGGUCUCAAUGGUAUCCAGGGCCCCUCUUAUGUUGGCACCGGUUGUAUGUUCCGCCGAGUUGCAUUGUAUGGCCUUGACCCACCUCGUUGGAGACCUGAUGAUGUCAAUACUGUGGAUAGCUCCAAAAAGUUUGGCAAGUCAGAUUCCUUUAUCAACUCGAUGCCUGCAGCAGCAAAUCAAGAGCGCUCAAUCAUAUCGCCACCUGCACUUGGAGAGUCUAUCCUGAAGGAGUUGGAUGAUGUCAUGGCAUGUGCAUAUGAAGAUGGGACUGAAUGGGGCAAGGAAGUUGGUUGGGUUUACAACAUUGCAACAGAGGAUGUGGUGACAGGCUUCCGGUUGCAUCGGACAGGAUGGCGUUCUAUGUAUUGCCGCAUGGAGCCAGAUGCAUUCCGUGGCACUGCACCAAUCAACCUCACUGAACGCCUCUACCAGAUUCUGCGCUGGUCAGGUGGCUCCCUUGAGAUGUUCUUCUCACAUAACUGCCCAUUCCUUGCUGGCCGCCGGCUCAACUUCAUGCAACGAAUUGCUUAUGUUAACAUGACAGGCUACCCAAUUUCAUCAGUCUUUCUUGUGUUCUAUCUCCUCUUCCCGGUCAUUUGGAUCUUCCGUGGUAUAUUCUACAUACAGAAGCCAUUUCCUACAUAUGUAUUAUACCUUGUGAUCGUCAUAAUUAUGACAGAAAUGAUCGGUAUGGUUGAGAUCAAGUGGGCAGGCCUAACACUGCUGGACUGGAUCCGCAACGAGCAGUUCUACAUUAUUGGAGCAACAGCUGUUUACCCAACUGCAGUGCUGCACAUAGUGCUGAAGUUUCUUGGUUUGAAAGGUGUCUCAUUCAAGCUGACAGCAAAACAAGUAGCAAGCAGCACCAGCGAGAAGUUUGCAGAACUCUACGCCGUUCAGUGGGCACCACUGUUGUUCCCAACGAUAGUGGUGAUAGCAGUGAAUGUGUGUGCCAUUGGCGCGGCAAUAGGCAAGGCUGUCUUUGGAGGGUGGUCACUGAUGCAGAUGGGAGAUGCAUCGCUUGGGCUGGUGUUCAAUGUGUGGAUCUUGAUUCUGAUAUACCCAUUUGCACUGGGUAUAAUGGGACGAUGGAGCAAGAGACCCUGUAUCCUGUUCAUCCUGAUACUGAUUUCGCUUAUUAUUAUUGCAUUGGUGGAUAUUGCCGUCCAGGCUAUGCGUUCAGGAUCUGUAAGGUUCCACUUUAGACGAUCAGGUGGUGCCAGCUUCCCUACAAGUUGGGGUUUAUAGGAUUAUUUUGUUAUUUGUAUCCCCAGCGUCGGCUGGUACUUGUUUUCCCCUUGUUGAGUUUCUUGUUGAUUCUCAGGUCCUUUUUACAUGCUGUGCAUAGUAUAGUACAUUUACAGAUUUGUGCAAUAAAUGAAAGAUUACACAUUUGUCUGAUGUAAGAAGUUGUAGUAAUGCACCAUUUACAGUUAAUUUUCAAGUGUUCUACAGCAUGUGA